Messenger RNA from Aspergillus terreus NIH2624, 522 nucleotides. Its product is annotated as glycine decarboxylase subunit H. The coding region runs from base 1 to 522 and encodes 173 amino acids. Gene Ontology annotation, cellular component: glycine cleavage complex; mitochondrion; cytoplasm. The transcript is spliced from 3 exons. NCBI's taxonomy places the organism in Eukaryota, Fungi, Ascomycota, Eurotiomycetes, Eurotiales, Aspergillaceae. Gene Ontology annotation, biological process: glycine decarboxylation via glycine cleavage system; protein lipoylation. The record is from RefSeq and is a predicted model, not a curated record.
AUGUCCGCUGUCGCCCGGUCCGUCCGCCCCUUCGCCUCGCGCGUUCUCUCCCAGAAGCUCCCUAUCGCCGCCGCGCGCAGGGUUUCGCCCGUGAUGGGUUUCCCGCGGGGAACCAUCAGGAGCUUCUCGCAGAGCCCAUUCUGGCAGGUUAAGAAGUACACCGAGUCUCACGAAUGGAUCGAGCUGGCCGAGAAUGGCAAGACCGCCAAGAUCGGUAUCACCGAGUACGCCGCCCACUCGCUCGGUGACGUCGUGUACGUCGAGCUCCCCGCCGAGGACCUCGAGGUCGGUCCUGGUGAGCCCGUCGGCGCCGUGGAAUCGGUCAAGUCCGCCUCGGACGUCCUGUCCCCCGUCUCUGGAAAGGUCGUCAAGGGCAACGCUGUCCUCGAGGACAACGCCAAGUUCAUCAACCAGAGCCCCGAGGGCGACGCCUGGAUCGCCGAGAUCGAGGUCAGCGAUUCUGCUGAGCUGGACGGCCUGAUGGAUGCCGAGGCCUACAAGGCCACCAUUGACGAGGAGUAA